UAGCAAAGUGGUGGGAAGGAAGAGAGAGGAGCAAACGUGAACCACAGAGCCUGUUGUUUCCUUAGCUUACAGUUUAUUCAAACGCGGUGCAGGCUCACACCACUUUUACCGUGCUGGAGCUGAGGGGGUAAAGCGAACAGAUGACCAAGAGAAUAAAAUAGGAGGGGCAUCAAAGCGUGCUGAAUCAAAGGAUUGGAUUACUUGUUUAGAGUUGGAACGGACCUUAGAAGCCACUAACUCCAAGACCUUCGCGUUAAGCCUGAGGAAAAUGAGGAUGGGAGAAGUUAAGUGACUAGAUUCGGGAAGAUCGGGGUUGAGGUUGAAAUCCAGACUGCCAGGUACAGGCCACGUGACUCUGGACAAGUCACUUAAUUUCUCAGUAGCCCCAGGUCAGUCUCAAACAAUAGGACACAAAGCAGUUGAACAUCUGCAGCUGGAAGAGGAAGUUUUCCUCAUGAAGACCUCCUGAGCAAGGAGGGGAAAAGGUCCCAGAAAGCAGAGUAUAGAUUAAAUGUAAAGAAAAUCAAAUGUUUGCAUUAAGACCCUCUGAUGCCCAUGGAAGAAUUGGCCCUGGGAAAAAGUGAUGGACUUGGGGAUGAGGAGGGUGACUUUGGUGCUGGGAUUCAGCUCUAAAUGGAAACUAGGUGGAAUCCGAGGCUUGGGAACCAGCGUAUACUUGUAUCUUAGGGGUGACUGACUGAAUCUCAUUGCAAAGAAGCCUGCCGACUGUAUUCUGGGGGGUAAAUUUGCUAGUUACUCAACUAAAUCCUGCUUUCGGCUGUACAGCAACUAGGGUCUGAUUCUCCCAUCACUUUUGCCUUUGGGAACUGAGGUCCAACUCACGCGGGUGCCACUCUUAAAGGACCCCUCCCCCCUGCCUACACUGCCCCGCCCUUUCCAGGUCCAGUCUGCCUGCUGAUGCUCCGACCGGCUCCCACCUCCCUUCUUUCUUCCUUUCCUCCCUCCUUCCAUCCCUCCUCCCUCCUUCCAUCCCUCCUCCCUUUCAGAGUCCUUAAAACCCGGAGAAAUGGGAUGCAUCAUUUCCAAAGUCCGGACUGGUUCAGUUUGCAAGUAGGAAAUUUCUGUUUCACAUCAGCUCUGUCAGCUAGGAGUAGGGACUGACCCUGCCAUCCUUGCUCCCAAACCACCUCUAGAGCUGCUAGAAAAUCCUAGCAUUCUUCGCGUCCUGGGGUGGAGGGCACCUGGGAAGCUGAACCUUGGUUGUACCCAGAGCUACACUCAUUUCCUAUUGCUGGAAGCAGCGCCUAUACCCACAGCAUGGCCACAAGCCGAAGUAGCGAAGGAGCCUGGCUUCCCGGCCUUCUGUCCACCCAGCAGACCACUCUCCUGCUCCUCUUUUCCGUGCUGGCCGCCGUCCACUUGGGCCAGUGGUUCCUACGGCGUUGCCGUCGGCCCCCAUGGGCCAGCUGCAGCCCCCCUGGCCCAUUCCAGUGGCCCCUGAUCGGGAACGCUGUGGAGGUGGGCAGCAUUCCGCAUCUCUCUUUCACUCGCUUGGCCCGCCGCUAUGGCGAUGUCUUCCAAAUCCGCUUGGGCAACUGCCCAGUGGUGGUGCUGAACGGCGAGCGAGCCAUCCGCCAGGCCUUGGUACAGCAGGGGUCCGCCUUCGCCAGUCGCCCGCCUUUCCCCUCUUUCCAAGUGGUGUCCAACGGCCGUAGCCUGGCUUUCAGCAAAUACUCGGAGAUCUGGAAGGUGCAGAGGCGGGUGGCCCACGGCACGCUGCGCGCCUUCUCCACGGGACAAGUCCGCAGCCGCCAGGUCUUGGAGCAGCAUGUGCUGAGUGAGGCGCGGGACCUGGUGAUGCUGUUUGUGCAAGGCAGCUCUGGGGGCGCCUUUCUGAACCCAGGCCCCCUCACCGGGGUGGCCGUGGCCAACGUAAUGAGCGCCGUGUGCUUCGGCUGCCGCUACAGCCACAGUGACCAAGAGUUCCGCGAGCUGCUGAGCCACAAUGAGCGCUUCGGCCGCACCGUGGGGGCGGGCAGCCUCGUGGACGUGCUGCCUUGGCUUCAGCGCUUCCCCAACCCUGUGCGCACAGCCUACCGCGACUUCCAGAAACUCAACCAAGACUUCUACAGCUUCGUGCUGGACAAGUUCCUGAAGCACAGGAGCAGCCUGAAGCCCGGGGCCCCACCUCGGGACAUGAUGGACGCCUUCAUCCACACCUUGGGGAAAGAGGAGGAGAGUCCCGGAGAAGCAAAGCCUGGGUUGCGCCUAGAUACAGACUACGUGCCGGCCACAGUCACAGAUAUUUUCGGGGCCAGCCAGGACACGCUUUCCACUGCACUGCAGUGGCUUCUCAUCUUAUUCACAAGGUAUCCUAAAGUGCAGGCUCAGGUACAAGAAGAAUUGGAUAGAGUUGUGGGCCGAGAUCGAUUGCCCUCUUUGGAUGAUCAGCCUCAUCUUCCCUACGUCAUGGCUUUUCUGUAUGAAGCCAUGCGCUUCAGUAGCUUUGUGCCUGUCACCAUCCCACAUGCCACCACCAUUGACACUUCAGUCAUGGGUUACCACAUUCCCAAAGAUACAGUGGUAUUUAUCAACCAAUGGUCAGUUAAUCACGACCCAGUGAAAUGGCAGAACCCAGAAGACUUCAAUCCAGCCCGAUUCCUGGACAACAAAGGAUUCAUUGACAAAGAUAUGGCGAAUGGGGUCAUGAUUUUCUCGGUGGGCAAACGCAGGUGCAUUGGGGAAGAGCUGUCCAAAAUACAGCUAUUCCUGUUUAUUGCCAUUUUGGCCCACCAGUGCAAUUUCCUUGCCAAUCCAGAAGAGGACCCAGAAAUGAAUUUUAGUUAUGGGUUAACCAUUAAACCACAAUCAUUCACAAUUAAUGUCACACUGAGGGAAUCUAUGGAACUACUUGAUAAUGCUGUUCAAAGGCUACAAGCCGAAGACAACCAAUGAGUAGCUAGCAGAAAUGUAAUGAACCCAAAGUUGGAAAAACAAAUGAGUCUAAUAGUCUCUGUUAGUCUCUUUCUGCCAUCAACACAUGCUCCUGUGAGCCUUUCAGAUGAGCACCCACCAAUAAGUAUUUCUUAAGUGCCUCAUAGGUGCAGCAGAGUCCUGGGGUAUAUUAUUUUACACCCCAAACCAAGUAGAGUAGUUUGAAGGAAAGAAUGAGCCCAAAAAAGAGCGGUAAAUAUUCUACCAGCUUACUCUUCAUCUUCUAAGCCUUUCAACAUUCAUUAAAAAUUUUUGUUCAGAAAGGCCCUAGUACUUAAAGAUUAUGUUUUAUCUUUAACCAAAUGUAGCACUCAGCGUUGAUUGAGAAAUGAUAUAAUCUAUGAUGUAAAAUCGCUCAUGCAAAAAGUAAAUGGGGGGAAAUUCAGUUUAUAGCAAAUUUUAGUGUUUUAUAAUGAAUUUUGAAAUGUAACCUGUAAUAUUCCAGGCUAGAUACUCGCCUUCUGGUUUCCAAAAUUCAGUAUAUUUACAAAUUUGGUAAAAUUAUGAAUUUGUAGGUUCAACUAAAAUUCAACUGGAUGGUGGACUGUGACUAGUCUAUUAAAGGAUAAAUGAAGUUAGUUCAUUACAAACUACACAAAACAUGCAAUAUGAAUAACUAUUCAUUAUAAAUAAAAAUAGUGUUAGUGAAAAGGAGUUAUUUAGAUAAUGAAAAACCAGAUUAAAGCUAUCUCUUAAUGUAGCAAUAUGUGCACAUAUGCACACACACACAAACACAUAUGCACACACAGACAAAUGGAGUGGCUACCUGGUUGUUUGCUAAGACACACAAAUAUCCAGUUUAAAUGAUCUGCAUUGUUUAAGGUACUACAACUGAAGGAUGACAAUUCUCAUCUAAAACCCUUUUUAGUUUCAAGUUGUGCUCAUUAUUCCCCCAGCCUUUUAUUAUAAUAAUUUUAUGUUCUUUUCCCAAACCGAGUUGAUUAAAAUUAUUUUGUAACUUACUAUCUUUCAACAUUUUUCAUAUUUUAAUGUGACCCUGAAAUCUUUUUUUUUUUCAGGAUCCACAUUUUCAACUGAGGUUAAUGAAAAUUUUGAAUCUUUGGUUGAAGAAGGAUGGGGAAAGUUAGGCUCUUUUAACAUGAUGCCAAACAUGUGGAUGAAUGAUGAAAGUAGUUAGUUUCCUAGAUGGCCUUUGGUAUCUUAUAGACAAAACACUUGGAACUUUGACCCAGAUGUAUUAUUGUCCCUUACAGACAUCCACAUGGAUAUUUCCUGUAUUAAUCUCCUUUCAUAUUUCAAAUUAUAUUUUAAUAACAAUUAUAACACAAAGCACCUUCAGUGGCAGCAUCCACAUACUGAAAUAUAUGGAACUGGAAAAAGGGUGAUCCAAAUUGAAGGAAACUUUGGUUUCUAACUGGUGUCGUGAUAUAAAUGAUAAAUAAUUUUUUAAGAUAGCCAAUUCAAGACACAGUUUUUGUAAAGAGGAGAUAUUCAUAUGUGUAGUUAGCUAAGUAAAAUAUUAGUUUAUUGACUAACCUUAAAAUUGAAAAGCUGAUGAGCAAAAUUAUGAUUUCAUAGUUACUUCCAAAAUUAUAAAACAAUUGCCUAAAAACUAACCAUUUAUUUGAAACAAAACUAAAAAAGAAAUCAUAUGCACUUCUUUGGAAAUCACUGUUGAUAGAAUUACAGACUGUUUUCUGUGUGUUUGAGAGAGGGAAUUGGAAGAAAGAUGAAUAACUCAAAUAUUUUUCCCAUGUAUGUUAAACUACUUUGCUUGAAGCACAUAAAUUCAGAAAAAGAAUGCCCAGAGUGCCAGUUGCAAGUCAGGAUUUGUGAUCUUCAUGAGGACUGUAAGUUUUGGAAAUUUAAUAAUGAAAACUAGUGGUUGUACUUAUUUCAUACAAUUUUUCUUUUAAAAGGUUGUUCAAAAGCCAUUGUUGAGACCAAAUAUAUAUGUGUUCCUUCCUUUACCAUCACUGAGUAAUCUAACCAUACCCAAGUAGGACCAGAGAAUUUGUUCUGUUGCCAAAUUGGACUUUCCAGAAGUGCUUUGGCAGAAUUCAGCAUAUAGAAAUCUGAAUAAGUCAUUGAGACAGCUUGAUUGAAACAUUUGACUAUGCCGUGAUUCACUUCUCUCUCCAUAGGUCCCAAUGUUACCUGAUAAUAAAGCUGUGUUUAUUUAAUAUGAGUAAAAUAGAUACUUCGUAUUAUCUGGUUAAUUUGGUCAGGAUAUUUAGACACACCAGUUAAUGUAAACUACUUAACUGACCACUCUCUUUUCUCUCCUCUCUUUUCUACCACCAAAAAAAAAAUCCACUUUGUGGCCUGAAUUUUUCAGAUUGGUGAUUAAAUUGAUUAGACUAAAUGCAUAAUUACUUCAUCUCAUUUCAUUUUUGAGCUAUAUAGAUUCCAUAUAGAACAUUUGCAAAUCAUCUGUUAAAGCAGAGUAUCUGUUCCAGAUAAUCACUGCAGCUAGAACAUUUUCAUAAAACAAGUGUUUUUUUUUUUAAAUUCUGAGUCUUGGACUUUGUAAGAAGAUUGUCUUAAAAAUAUUCCAAAGGAAGUAUCUCAGGAUUGUUUUGUGGAUUAUAGAAAAGUUUUCAUGCCCCAGAACUUAGCCUUCACCUGUGAAAUUAUUUUACGAAGUUAAUAUUUUUGUGUUAGAUCUUUAUUAGGUCAUUUAAUUAUAUAACAUAUACUUCAUUUGUAUUUUUAUAAUUAUGAGGCUACUGUGUGAGAGCCCCUUGUUAUUUAGCUUCUGUUAUCUUUGGACCUUUUCCAAUAAGCUUUAAAUAUGUAUAUAGUUACCACAGAACAAAGUUGUAGCUGAAAGUGAUGCACAUUCAUUUUUGUGAUAUGCAGCAUGAAUGCAGUACCAAUUUUAUAUAUAUUAUAUAUAUGCAAAUGCAUAUAUGCCCUUGUAAAAUUGUCUCUUUUUAAUUAUGAGAGGAUUUUUUUCUAUCCUCAAGGAUUGAAAAUGCCUGUAAUCAUGGAAUGCUAGUACCAAAACAUUAAAUAAAAGGUGUUUUUUUUAAAAACAA
Phascolarctos cinereus (koala) is the source of this 5957-nucleotide messenger RNA. RefSeq names its product cytochrome P450 family 1 subfamily B member 1 (gene CYP1B1). The record is from RefSeq and is a predicted model, not a curated record. Lineage: Eukaryota; Metazoa; Chordata; Mammalia; Diprotodontia; Phascolarctidae. Gene Ontology annotation, molecular function: heme binding; steroid 17-alpha-monooxygenase activity; iron ion binding. Gene Ontology annotation, biological process: progesterone metabolic process; hormone biosynthetic process.